AACUUUCAAAAAUGAAUGUGGUAGCGCUGCUUUAGGAAAAAUUUAGGGAAAUAAAUUGAACGAAAUCUCGUGUCCUCGUGUUAUACUCGUGUUAUAUUGAUACAUAACAAUAUUGUGCGUUUUUAAAUAUUUAUGUAUUCUUUUCCUAAAAGAAAAAGUGAUACUAUAAAUGACGUAAAUUUCUCUUAAUUAAUGAAUUAAGGAGGAGAGAAGUUUGAAGCUAUUUUAAUAUACAAUAUAUUUAUAAAUUAAAAAAUUGAGAGAUUGUGCUAAUGUUGUGUAAGACAAAAUAUUGCUUCUUAAAUAAUUCUACAAUUCGUUGGUUGAAGAAUCAAUUAGGAAACACUUGUCAUAGAACUAUGUCAAUCACAAUGGAUUCCAUAACUCAGCCUGAUAUAAAUACCAAGCGUGGAGAGAAAAGAUCUAUAUUAGACGAUGGCAAUGAGACUGAAGUCAAAAUACAAAAGACAGAAACAGAGACAGUGCAAAGGAUAAAGAGAAAAAAUUAUGCUGUGUUAUUAGGAUAUCUUGGUAAAGAUUAUUAUGGCAUGCAAAGAAAUCCUGAUAUGAAAACUAUUGAGGAAGAUUUGAUUACUGCCUUAUUAAAGGCAGAUUUAAUAACUACAGAACAUUUUAAUAGUAUAAGUUCAAUCAGUUUUCAAAGAGCUGCACGUACAGACAAAGGAGUAUCAGCAAUUAGGCAAAUUGUUUCACUGAAACUACCGGAGAAGUUUGACAAAACAGUAAUAAAUAAAUUUUUACCUGAUGUAAUCACAGUAUUUGGUAUAAAACGAGACAAAGGUUUUAAUAGCAAAAGACAGUGUGAUGCACGUACCUAUAGAUACAUCAUUCCUACUUUUGCAUUUGCAUUGGAGGAUCCAACGCUAUUAAAAGUUGGAGAAAAAGUUAAUGAAGAUGAGAGAAUCGAACAGUUGUCAACUAUUGCUGGACAGCCAUAUAUUGAUUAUAGAUUAUCUCCAGAAUCUUUAAAUAGAUUAAACUCAAUUUUGAAGCUUAUGGAAGGCACACAUAAUUUUCAUAAUUUUACAUCCAAAGUAAAACCACUAGAUCCACGAGCACAACGUUACGUACUGAAAUUCCAUUGUGCAGAAACAUUUAUUUCGGAUGGUAUGGAAUUUGCGAUAUUGGAAAUUAAAGGACAAAGUUUCAUGUUACAUCAAAUUCGAAAAAUGGUCGCAGUUGCAGUAGCGGUUGCAAGAAAUAUUGCAUCCGAGGAAGUUAUUAACGAAGCAUUUAAGACAAUGGAUAAACUGAAGAUACCAAUUGCACCGCUAGGAUUAUGUCUAUGUUAUGUACAUUAUGAUAAUUAUAAUAAGAGAUAUGGUACAGAUGGUAUUCAUGAAACAUUGGACUGGAAAGAGUGUGAUGAAGAAGUAGAAAAGUUUCAGAAGGAAUAUAUUUUGAAACAUAUGGUGAAUACCGAGAUUUCAGAACAAACGACAUUAAAAUGGAUAGCAAUCUUUCUUCCUAUUCAUUUAGUAAGAAAGAAGAGGAUUUGUGGAAGAUAA
This is a messenger RNA of Nylanderia fulva, 1529 nucleotides long. RefSeq names its product Pseudouridine synthase 1 (gene Pus1). Gene Ontology annotation, molecular function: pseudouridine synthase activity; RNA binding. Gene Ontology annotation, biological process: tRNA pseudouridine synthesis; mRNA pseudouridine synthesis. Gene Ontology annotation, cellular component: nucleus. Lineage: Eukaryota; Metazoa; Arthropoda; Insecta; Hymenoptera; Formicidae. The record is from RefSeq and is a predicted model, not a curated record.